Molecule: messenger RNA, 1108 nt
Organism: Impatiens glandulifera
Lineage: Eukaryota; Viridiplantae; Streptophyta; Magnoliopsida; Ericales; Balsaminaceae
Product: putative clathrin assembly protein At4g40080
Exons: 1
Coding region: 15-1067 (350 amino acids)
Biological process (GO): vesicle budding from membrane; clathrin-dependent endocytosis; clathrin coat assembly
Cellular component (GO): clathrin-coated pit; clathrin-coated vesicle
Molecular function (GO): 1-phosphatidylinositol binding; phosphatidylinositol-4,5-bisphosphate binding; SNARE binding
Source: RefSeq, a predicted model, not a curated record
AACUCAAAUCCGCCAUGGGAAGAAGAACAAAAACCCUUCGAGAAAUUAUAGGAUUAGUCAAAGACAAAGCAUCCUUUUCCAAAGCACUUCUUCUCUCCAAUUCUCAAUCUCUUUCUCUCCACCUAGCCAUCCUACGUGUCACCACCCACUCCACGUAUUCUCCCUCCGAUGAACGCCACCUCGCCGCCCUCCUCUCCUUAGGUGAUUCCUCACGCGCCACCGCAUCUCUUCUAAUCCAAUAUCUCAUGGACCGUCUUCAUCGCACCGGCGACGUAACCGUUGCUCUAAAGUCUCUAAUCACUAUCCACCAUAUUAUUAAACGAGGACCCUUCAUUCUCCAAGACCAACUCUCGAUCUUUCCAAUCACCGGUGGACGGAAUUACCUUAAUCUAUCAGCCUUCCACGACGGUGGUACCGCAGUAACGUUGACCCUUUCUUCUUGGGUUCGAUUCUACGCACGUUAUCUUGAAACCCUCUUGUCCACAUCCAGAACUCUCGGAUUCUUCCUCGGUUCAUCAUCAUCAUCUUCAUCUUCCAUGUUGGAUAAAAACAAACAAGAACAGAGGCUGUCGUCGUUUCUCAAUGGAGACUUGGUACAAGAAAUUGACUCGUUAGUUGGAUUGAUUGAAGAAAUCUGCAAAAUACCCGACAAUUUACAGAUGACUGAGAAUGGAUUAGUUGUCUUAAUUGUGGGAUUAAUAGAUAGCGAUCAUUUGUCGGCGGUGAACGAGUGUUUGAUGCGACUCAGUGAGCUGAAACAGAGACUCGUGUCUUUGAGUUUUGGAGAAUCGGUCGAGUUAAGUUGUAUUUUGAAGAGAAUUGAAGAUUGUAGAAGGAAGAUAGAUACUUUGUUUCCGGCAAGAAAAACAUCGUCGGAAAAUUUGUGGGUUUUUAGCGGCGAAAUGAAGGAGGAGAUGGCAGGCAAUGUGGAGGAGGAAGAGGUAGCGAGAAAAAGAAUAGGGAGGAGAGAGAAGAUGGCUGAGUCAACACGGUUCGAGAAGCGUGAUAAAUCGGUUAGGUUAAUGUUUGGUUCAGGGGAGUUUUCAUUAAUGGUAAUCAAAACUUAAUAAUAAUAAUAAUUACAAAUUAUUUUGUUUAAGCACAAGUA